AUGGCUGGUAUCGUCACGGUUAAACUCAGCGUGAUCAAGAACGGCACGGCCCAAAUGGCGAUGAAAUCUCCUAUUUUCAUACCAGGUCCAGUCGAACCCCAGUUUGGACCCGGUCGAUAUCUGACCUUUGAAGGAUUCAGCGUCGAUCAUAAUGGGAAGCAGCAUCACCUGGAUGCUACUGUUGCCUACAGGGAGACAUGUAGGAGGGUGAUUGAAUACCUGCGUAGGUUUGGGUAUUCGGAUGAACAGGUGUAUCUGCUGCUUAGUUGUGCGCCAGUCCAGGGCCAUAUUGCUGGGCUGGUGGAUAUUCCGAAUGCAUGUACAACGAUGGGGGUGCCCAUGGAUAUUUUCGACUUCGAUAUUCGUCCUGAAGCUGUUCCUAGGAAGAGGGAUCUAGGGAGUUGCGCCUUUACCAGCGAUCGCAAGGUUUAG
Molecule: messenger RNA, 432 nt
Organism: Trichophyton rubrum CBS 118892
Lineage: Eukaryota; Fungi; Ascomycota; Eurotiomycetes; Onygenales; Arthrodermataceae
Exons: 1
Coding region: 1-432 (143 amino acids)
Molecular function (GO): hydrolase activity, acting on carbon-nitrogen (but not peptide) bonds, in linear amides
Source: RefSeq, a predicted model, not a curated record